CGCGCCGCUCCCGGAACGCCGAUUCCGCGGCCGCGGUUCCCGCCGGGCCGGGGCGGUGACUGCGGGCGGCGCAGGCGCGAUCCCCGCGCCCGGCGCCAUUGCGGCUGCUCCCGGUGAGCCGCGGUGCCACCGACCCCCCGGCCCGGCCAUGGCCACCGACUCCUGGGCACUGGCCGUGGACGAGCAGGAGGCGGCGGCCGAGUCGUUGAGCAGUUUACACCUGAAAGAUGAAAAAACCAAACCAGAUGCCAACGGUGCUGUCAUCAAGGCGGAUGACAACGUAGAGAAGACGGAGGAUGAGGAGAAGGAGGACAGAGCUGCCCAGUCCUUGCUGAACAAGCUGAUCCGCAGUAACUUGGUGGACACAACGAAUCAAGUGGAGGUGCUGCAGAAGGAUCCCACGUCCCCUCUCUACUCCGUGAAGUCUUUUGAGGAGCUGCGACUGAAGCCACAGCUCUUGCAAGGAGUCUAUGCCAUGGGCUUCAACAGACCGUCUAAAAUACAAGAGAACGCCCUGCCCAUGAUGCUUGCUGAACCCCCACAGAACCUGAUCGCACAAUCUCAGUCCGGUACUGGCAAGACAGCUGCCUUUGUCCUGGCCAUGCUCAGUCGCGUUGAACCUGGGAACAAGUAUCCACAGUGUUUGUGCCUUUCCCCAACCUACGAGCUGGCACUUCAAACAGGAAAAGUGAUUGAACAGAUGGGAAAGUUUUAUCCGGAGCUGAAACUUGCCUACGCCGUCCGAGGCAAUAAAUUGGAGAGAGGUCAGAAGAUCUCUGAGCAGAUCGUGAUCGGCACACCCGGCACUGUGCUGGACUGGUGUUCCAAACUCAAAUUCAUAGAUCCCAAGAAAAUCAAAGUGUUCGUUUUGGACGAGGCUGACGUGAUGAUAGCAACCCAGGGCCAUCAGGACCAGAGCAUCCGCAUUCAGAGGAUGCUCCCCAGGGACUGCCAGAUGCUUCUGUUUUCAGCCACUUUUGAGGAUUCCGUGUGGAAGUUUGCUCAAAAAGUUGUUCCUGACCCAAACAUUAUCAAACUGAAGCGAGAGGAGGAGACGCUGGACACGAUUAAGCAGUAUUACGUUCUGUGCAAUAACAGAGACGAGAAGUUCCAGGCUCUCUGUAACAUCUACGGCGCAAUCACCAUUGCCCAGGCCAUGAUCUUCUGCCACACCCGGAAGACGGCGGGCUGGCUGGCGGCGGAGCUCUCCAAGGAAGGCCAUCAGGUGGCAUUGCUCAGCGGGGAGAUGAUGGUGGAACAGAGAGCUGCUGUGAUUGAGCGUUUCCGAGAGGGCAAAGAAAAGGUGCUGGUGACCACAAACGUCUGUGCCAGAGGUAUCGAUGUAGAGCAAGUCUCUGUUGUUAUCAAUUUUGACCUUCCUGUGGAUAAAGAUGGAAAUCCAGAUAACGAGACUUAUCUGCACCGGAUCGGGCGCACGGGUCGCUUUGGGAAGCGAGGGCUGGCGAUUAACAUGGUGGACAGCAAGCACAGCAUGAAUAUUCUCAACAGAAUCCAGGAACAUUUCAACAAAAAGAUAAACAAGCUGGAUACUGAUGACUUGGAUGAAAUAGAGAAGAUAACUAACUGAAGCACAGCUGCUGGAACUGGUGUGUCCCCUGCUGUGGAAGCUCUCCCACUACAAUUGGAUCCGCGUUCAGAUUGGCACGCCUCGCACCGAGUCCCGAAAAGGACUCUAAGAUACAAGUACACAAAAAUUACCUCAUUUAAAAAGAAAAAUUGCAGUCGGACUUCAAAUUGUGCAACUAUGGGGAGGAAGAGGAAAUGUUUACAGAAGCUUUUAAAAUUUCUUAGUUUAGCCUUAAAAUGAGAAGUUCUUUUGAAUUCUAAGAAAAAUGGGCAAUGUGUGAUUACCUGAAACAAAUUUUUUAAAAGAAAAGCUUUAUUGCCUUUAAUUGGAAUAAAGUUCAGCGUGAACCUGAUCAGUUAAAAUUCAACAGCCAGAUAUAUGAUGGAGAUAAGAAAAAAAAACCAACACAAAACAAGGCAGCUGUUUUUUGGCUAAAAACUCAACUUGUACAAAAUAGAAUGUCAUUCUCUUUGGCGCUCCCCUGAGCUCUCUAAGCCUCAUUUCUGGCUUCCUGAUGGAUUUCCCCUGCUUUUCCUUACGUAAAUUGUCCUGAGGAUGUCUCCAGUAGCUCAUACUCGCAAACACAGGUGCCGUGUUGCUUUUGCUGGGCAGGAUUUUCUUCUAAUUUAUCUUUGAUUUGUUAGAAAGGCCGCUGUGCGUAAUGCUGACGUGCUCUAGAAAUUCAUCUGAAGCCUUUACCGUCGCCAAGGUUUGGGUAGGUGGGGAGGGAGGGGAAGUGUGAAGGGAACUGUACUAAUUAAUGUUUGGAAUAAACUGACCGUUGGAGUGGGGGUCGGUCACCUUUAGGCAGGUGCUGCCAGUUCUAAGAUGCUGCUGUGAAGCUCGGCGUGAAUAACGUCCAGAGCUGCUGGGCUUCACCCAUGAGUAAAAGAAAUCAAAAUCAUGAUAGCUUGUAUUGACCAAAAAAAAAAAACAAACAAGAAAAGAAAAAAAAAAACCCACAACUUUUCGAACGCCAAAUUUACCUGUUACAUUAUGUUUCAGUACCAGAGUUUUGAGUUCAAAUUGCAGAUGGGAAGCGCUCCACUUCCAUCGUGCUCAAACUAGGUCAGCGGUCCCUCGCCCCAGGACGAUCCUUGCCGGAGGAGGAAGGAUUUGCUUAAUUCUGUGCUCGGGUUUUUGGUUGGGUUGGGACCAUUCUCGUGCGCACAGCUGAAAGCCUGCGGGUUGUUCCCCCCCAGCGCGGUUUCCAGGAGAAAAGGAGGCUCCUGAACUAGAUCUUUAGGGUGCACAGUUCUUUUUUGGGGAAAAUAAAACACGGGACACAUGUGAGCAGCCAUCGGCUUGCUACUCAGUGCAGGAAUCACUUCAAAACAAAUGUAUAAAUUGUAAAUUUAACUAGGAGAUUUUCUUUGCAAUUUUGGCCAUCAUAUUCUGUUCAAAGACAGGAACAUGGAUCCUUUUACCAAGUAAAAAAAGGCUCAUUUAAAAUGUACCUAAAAUUUUAGGAAAUUGUGCACCCUUUUAUCAAUUUGUAUAAAGGCUUUAGUGAAAAAAAAAAAACUGUUAAAAUUAAACUUUUUGUAUUCUGGGGUGUAUCUAUUUUUAUUCUGUUGGAAACCUAUUUAAAGUGGCAGGUGAGUGAGUGCUUGCGUGUCGAGUGGAAGACUUGUUUCAAUCACCUACUUUCCUAGUACAGCAGAAUGACCUCGUGACAGCAGAGUAUUGGGUUGAAUUGUCAUGAAAACUGCUGCUGGUCCUGUGUGCUGUUUCUAAUGUACUUUUAAUUGGAAUAAAGAACACAUACUGAA
Molecule: messenger RNA, 3360 nt
Organism: Columba livia (rock pigeon)
Lineage: Eukaryota; Metazoa; Chordata; Aves; Columbiformes; Columbidae
Product: ATP-dependent RNA helicase DDX19B
Exons: 12
Coding region: 149-1588 (479 amino acids)
Biological process (GO): poly(A)+ mRNA export from nucleus
Cellular component (GO): cytoplasmic stress granule; nucleus
Molecular function (GO): RNA helicase activity; RNA binding; ATP binding
Source: RefSeq, a predicted model, not a curated record